Messenger RNA from Penaeus vannamei (Pacific white shrimp), 3009 nucleotides. Lineage: Eukaryota; Metazoa; Arthropoda; Malacostraca; Decapoda; Penaeidae. The record is from RefSeq and is a predicted model, not a curated record.
AUGGACGGCGUCUGCACUCUCGCGCUGGCGCUCCUCGCCGCCUCCGCCCUGGCCAUCGGCGCUAUAUCCUGCCGUACAUACGUGGUGGAUUUUUUGUGCUCGAGGGUACAACCUACCAUGUUGAUGCUGUUCAUUCGCAGCCUUCGGGUACGACGUCGGGGCAUCGCCUGUGAGCAAUUCUGGGCUGUAUUAUCUCGAAUUAAUACCCUGUAUGCGGAUACAGUACAGGGUACACAGUGCAUGAUUUUCAAGGAAAAGGGUAAAGACGAGACAGGUAUGAGUAGUAACAGACAACUAGCAGUACUUGUGGAACCAUCUAUAAUUACACUGAAUUUUGCAAAAUCAAAAUCAUGCGCUUUCAAGAAGGAAGUCAUCAGAGAUGAUGAGUCCAUAAUGUAUGGAAUCCAAACCGACGUCCUUAAACCCGGCACGACUGAGGAGUACGUGCGUUACGCCUUCCCUCUCAACAACACAACUCUGCUCAGCUCUUUUACCGUCUGCAUCCGCACGAAGAUUAUCCAGUACAGGGAAGUCGUGCCAAUUUUUUCGUACGCGUUCUCAGACAGGGCCGACAAUGCAUUAAUGAUGUUCCAGUCACGAGCACAGCUGGAUUAUUAUAUAAAUGAUCAGAAAGUGUCGUCUGGGCUGAAUCUGAGGCUCGAUGACAGACUCUUUGUGUGGCAUCUAUACUGCAUGGUUAUCACUCACCCAGCCUACUGGAUCUACGUCGACGGCAAGCUGCUGAAGGAGGACCGCCUCACGACGCCCAGCACGGACAUCCCCCUCAACGGGACGCUCUACAUCGGCCAAGAGCAAGACCGCUACGACGGCGGGACUGACCCCGACCAGACCCUCAGUGGCUUCGCGGCUCAGUUUAACUUCUGGGACUACGUAUUGGAAGAAAGAACCAUAAAGAAUCUUGCCGGAUGCCUUGAGAACUUGAGGGGAAACGUGCUGUCAUCAGAUUUUGCCACGUUUGAUCAGCCCGGAGUGACAAGCGAAAUCGUCCCCUUGCAAUCACUCUGCACUGAGGAGCCAAUGUUUGUGGUGUUCCCCCUCAGACGGCAGGUGACGGGAGCGCGUAUCUUUUGCGGCAUCCUUGACGGCAUGUUUUUCGUUCCUGAAGACGAGAAAACCAACAACCGGUUGCACGAGGAAACCAACAUGUUUGCGGAAGUUUGCGAUUUCAAAAGCUACAGGCGACUGCUUCUGGCUGGUACCGACGAGGAGCAGGAAGGCGUCUGGGUUAACUUUAACACUGGCAAACGGCUUGAGUUUACUUCAUGGUUUGAUGGUGAACCUAACAAUGGAAAGAACGAUAACUGCGUCGUUUUACGAAACGACCUGCCUCAAUGGGGCGAUAUCAACUGUGAAUACAGCAACUGCUUUUCAUGUGGCAUGUCAAGUAAAAACUACUUCUUUAUACGAGGGCUGUGUAAGCCUGAUGAACAUCGAAUUCGUUUCAUAAUGGAUGGGUAUGUGAACGAUCGGCCUUACUUCAGGGGUUACUACGGCAUGGCCAUCUUUAAUGUUGGCGAAGGAACAUGGGUUUUCAAGGACACAAUGGCCAACUUAACACUGGCCACCAUGACCAUGGAGCAGCCAGAAGAGUAUCCGCUCGGACGAACUGUGUGGGACGUUCUGGAGCCUUUCUGUGACUUCGCUGUGGGAGACAAGUUAAGACUGGGUUUGUCACCGUGCACCAUCGAAGAGUUCAUGUGUUCUGACGGCUCGUGCGUUCCCAGGAACGUCCGUUGUAACCUGAGGGAGGACUGCGUCGACGGAAGUGACGAGAACGACUGUGGAAUCGUCCUGUUCAGCGGCAGGUACGCCAGUCACCGGCCUCCCCCCGGGAGGACCUACCGGGAGGUGUUGUACAUCCAGCCCCACGUCCACAUCGUCAGGUUCUCCAAGAUCGACGACAUCAACCUCGCCUUCUACAUGGAGUUCGAAGUCCACCUGACUUGGACUGACCGGAACCUGAAGUUUAAGAACAUUAAGGAGGAGGAAGACAAAAACAAGUUGUCGACGGAAGAGGUUGAUUCCAUUUGGACGCCAGAAAUUGAGUUUCUGAAUGUGAACGACGGUCUGUUGAAGAAGCUGAAGUCAAAUGUGUACGCACGUCAGACGGGCGAAGCAGAACCCCCGGAUUUCAAUGACGCCAUGAUGGAGACGGUCUACCUCCCCAACAACGUCGCCCUCAACGAGAGUGUUAUUUACACCGGUCUCAUGACGCUCCCGAAGUAUGACAUACAGAAGAUCACCUCUAAUCUCAGCGUGAAUUCCGACUACGCCGUUUUGGAGGUAGAAUUCACGCUGGAGAGGCGCUGGAGUCUGCUAGUGUUGACGAUCUUCAUCCCCACGAUCCUCCUGCUGGGCAUCGGCUACGUCACCCUCUUCAUUCGCCUUGCGGAAUUCGAAGUACGAGCAGUCAUGACGCUGACAACACUGCUGGUGCUGUACACCCUCUUCAACCAGGUGUCCAGCGACCUCCCCGACACCGCUUACAUCAAGAUGAUCGACACCUGGUUCUUCUUCUGCAUCUUCCUCAUCUUCGCUGUGAAUGUCCUACAUGUUUUGGUGGAACACCUCCCAGCAACCGAGAACAACAUUAUCAAAAUUUCUCCAAAUUCCGACAACGUCCGGGUUUCAAAACUGAGGAAGAUAACUGGCCCUUGGACUAUGAGGACAAUGAGGGUGGUCGCCUUCCCAAUCGUCGUGUUCGUCUUCAACUUGGUAUUCUGGCUGACCAUCCUUGCUGUGGGCUAACGCGGGGAAGCGAAACCCAGCGCAUGCGCGAAGGCUCACCGGAACCUCAGUUUGGCUUGAGGUGGACCACGACUCAAGGAGAUGUUUUGAUGGCGAUGAAAAUGAUGUCGGUAGUAAAGACUUUCAAAACUGCUUUUACACAUCUGUAUAUGCUUCUGUAUAUGCACACACAUACACACAUAUAUGUGUGUAUAUGUAUAUAUAUAAAUAUGUAUAUGUAUCUACAUGUACAUAUAUGUA